This is a messenger RNA of Volvox carteri f. nagariensis, 3154 nucleotides long. RefSeq lists its product as uncharacterized. Bases 1 to 3033 code for a protein of 1010 amino acids. Gene Ontology annotation, biological process: proteolysis. Lineage: Eukaryota; Viridiplantae; Chlorophyta; Chlorophyceae; Chlamydomonadales; Volvocaceae. The record is from RefSeq and is a predicted model, not a curated record. The transcript is spliced from 17 exons. Gene Ontology annotation, molecular function: serine-type endopeptidase activity; zinc ion binding.
AUGAUGGUGGUUGUGAAGAUCCCGGCGUUUGGGUGGAUGAGCGACAUGGCGGCGGCGGUUUUUUCACCACCGUGGCUAGCGGCGGCGGCGGCGGCGGCGGCAGCGGCCCAGACCCGUGGGUCGGUUUCAGCGCAGUGGAUCGGCAGCGACGAACGGAAGCCGUUGGGCGCUGUGGCGGGUGGCGGCGGCACUGGUUGGGGACGAUUAAGGCAGCGCCGGCUCAUCCAACACGGAAGUGAGGCGUCCAUUUCUAGACACCCGUACGUGGCGGUGGUAGCACGGCCCGAUGGCUCCUACCUGUGCGCGGGAUCGCUCGUCCAUCCAAGGAUCAUCAUCACCGCCGGACACUGCGUCACCCCUGCGGUCGGUGGCCGAGCUGGUGGACCCGCAUUGAGGUCUCGGAGCGUGGCACAUCCCAAGUAUAACCCUAGCAACUUCGACUACGACGUGGCGCUGCUUUUCCUGGACCAGGACGCCCCGCAGACCGCGCAAACCAUCCGGCUUCCUCCUUCCAAUAGCUCGUUGCCGCGAUCUGCUCAUCUGACGGCCCUUGGUUGGGGCGCUACAGAGGAGAGCUCGCUAAGUGAGGGGCUACGCCGGGGGGACGUAGCGCCGCUGGACAAGUCCACCUGCCAGGAGCUCUUUAAGCCGUACGAUACGACAAUUACGACACGCAUGCUGUGUACGACGGGUCGCACAUGCGCGGGUGACUCUGGCGGGCCUCUCAUCGUCAGCAAUUUCCCCCUUAGCAGCGACGACCCAAGGAGCAACAUCAAAGCCAUGGACGGCGCUGACGAUGAUGAGGAAGAUGGCGAUGAUGCGGGGGCCGGCGGGGGCGGCGGCGGCGGCGGUGGCGGCAUCUGGGGCAACGUCCGCGGGCGUGCCGUUGCUGCCGCCGCGGCUGAUACUGGUAGCCCCAAGACUGACAUGUUGGUGGGCCACGUAUCCUUCGGCUUCCCUCGCCGCCGGGGCCAGGGCUGUCCUGAACCCAACCCUGCCACAGUUUUCACUGAUCUACGCAACGCUGAGAUCAACGCCUGGCUGAGGCGGAACUUUGCGGAGGUGCACCAGCAGAUGGCGCCAUCUAAAAGUGCGGACUCAUCAAGCGGACUAUCAAUCUUGAAAGAAACGAUGGCUUAUGAGGGUUAUGAUUACGAAGACGGCGACGUCGAUGAUGAUUUUGAUCAAAUCGAAUACAGGCCACCUUCAAAAGCUGACCCAGGCGCUCAGGCGCUGAGCGCGGGAAAUCCAUACGUGAUGGACAACCGUAACGAAGCGACUGGUCAGAAGCGUGGGCGUGAGCUGGGAGGCGAGCACCAUGUGGAUGUGAACACCCCCGCCGCAAAUGGGACGCACAAGGCGGACACUUUUGACCCAAUUUACGAUCACCCGGCCUCUAAGCGAGCAACUGGGGGAACACCGGGCUUCAGGCAUACGAUUCCCGCAUCCUAUGACUACCAGGGCAACGGUGCGACAAGUCUCAGCGCUGCUGACGGAGGCGAUAGCAGCAGCCCCAACCCUCAGAGCAACGCGCCGUCGUGUCAGUGCGGGCAGCCCUGCAUCCGCCGCGUAUCCACCACAGGGAAGAAUCCUGGUCGUGCCUUUUUUAAGUGCGCGAAACCCCAAGGCGACCAGUGCAACUUUUUUAAAUGGGAAGACGAGCUCGGCUCUGGCGGCGGGGCAACACAGGCCAGCAGAGGCGCCUAUGGUGGUGGUGAUGCUUACGGCGGUGGGGGGCCCUACGGUGCCGUGGGAAGCGCUGGGGCUGGCCAGAACCCAUAUGUGGUAAACCCUUACGCCGGCAGCCAAGCAGCAAGCACGUCCGGGCCAACAGCCAACCCUUACACAGGCCAAGGCGUUGGGUCUGUCGCGUACAGCGGCGGAGCAGGCGGCCCAGCAGGCGCCGGAGAAGACGUUGCUGGCGGCAACGAUUACGUCAAGUGCAUGUGCGGUGUCGAUUGCCCGGUUAAAACCUCCAACAGCGCCAAUAACCCCGGUCGACAGUUCUACGCUUGCCCCAAGAUGCGCGAUGUGGGUCGGGCUUCCCAAGCGGCUUUACGAGCGGAGAUGAUGUGGGAUAUGAUAAGGGCUCAGCACAAUCCUGCUGCCAGCGCGCAGUGCUGUAUGAGAACGAUCCCACACGCUGCAGAUUCUUCCAAUGGGCGGACGAAGUUGGCAACUGUAGCGGUGCCGGUGGGGGUGCCGGAGGGGUUGGGGCGGCCGGCGGUAAUUGCUACGUUUGCAACCAACCAGGGCAUUUUGCCAGUUCGUGCCCCCAGAGGUCGGCCGGUGUCGGAGCGGGCGGUGGCGGUGCUUUUGGCGGCCGGGGCGGUGGCGGUGGCGGCGCCAGCGGCGGAGCUCCCUGCUACUUGUGCAAUCAGACCGGUCAUUGGGCGCGCGACUGUCCGAGCAAGCAAGGUGGCGGGGGUGGUGGGUACGGCGGCGGGGGCUACGGCGGCCGUGGUGGAGCCGGCGGAGGUCCACCACAGUCCUUUGCCAGUCGCUUCAAUCGGGAAGGAGGUGGCGGCGGCGGGGGCUAUGGGGCCGGUGGCUACGGUCAUGGUGGCGCUGGCGGAGGUGGAGGUGGCGGCAAGGGCAACUGCUACAAAUGCGGUCAGCCUGGUCACUGGGCCAACAGCUGCCCGAACGCUAGGUAAGGCGAUACCCGAGGGCUGCAUGAAGGACUUCGGAUCUGGCAUGUGGAUUACGUACGGCUUUGAUCCAACCAACGGCUUUGGGUUCCGACAAUCUAAUUGCUUUGAUGCCCUCCUGCAUUGCAUCGGCCAUGAAGACGCUCGAGGACUCGCCUGUCGGCAUCUUUCAGAAAGUUGUUUCGGCAUGCGAUGUUUCUACUGCAAUGUGUUUCCGUGCAAUGGAUGGCUUUUUUCGACAUUACAGCGCAUUUGCAGUAGCUUGGGUUGUCGCGGCGGCGGCUGGUUAUUGUUGCGGCUUAGGAAUGUUCCCUGCGGCAGCCAUGCCCCUGGAUGGGUAUGCCCCUGUGCGUUUGCGCCUGCUUGCUCAAAAUCGUCGUAACACGCGAUGCACUCUGCGCGACGCGAACUAUCGACGUAAAUUCGAGAUGUACAAGACGAAGGUAUAAAUGCAGGCAGUAAUUGAUAUGCCACGUGGGGUUAUGUUUAAUGUGAGUGCUGCG